AUGACUGGGCGAGCCAGAGCAAGAGCCAGAGGACGGGCCCGUGGGCAGGAGACGGUGCAGCACGUGGGGGCCGCUGCGAGUCAGCAGCCUGGCUAUGUCCAGCCCAGGCCUCAGCAGCCAGCAGCAGAAGGGGACUUAGUUGGCCGUGGACGACAGAGAGGAGCAGUAGGAGCAACAGCCAAGUCCCAAGAGCUCCAGAUAUCUGCUGGAUUUCAGGAGUUAUCGUUAGCAGAGAGAGGAGGUCGUCGUAGAGACUUUCAUGAUCUUGGUGUCAAUACAAGACAGAACCUGGACCAUGUUAAAGAAUCAAAAACAGGUUCUUCAGGUAUUAUAGUAAGGCUGAGCACUAACCAUUUUCGAUUGACGUCCCGUCCCCAGUGGGCCUUAUAUCAGUAUCACAUUGACUAUAACCCGCUGAUGGAAGCCAGAAGACUCCGCUCAGCUCUUCUUUUUCAACAUGAAGAUUUAAUUGGAAGGUGUCAUGCUUUUGAUGGAACAAUACUAUUUUUACCUAAAAGACUGCAGCACAAGGUUACUGAAGUGUUUAGUCAGACCCGAAAUGGAGAGCAUGUGAGGAUAACAAUCACCUUAACAAAUGAACUCCCACCUACAUCACCAACUUGUUUGCAGUUCUAUAAUAUUAUCUUCAGGAGGCUCUUGAAGAUCAUGAAUUUACAGCAAAUUGGACGGAAUUACUAUAACCCAAGUGACCCAAUCGAUAUUCCAAAUCAUAGGUUGGUGAUCUGGCCUGGCUUCACCACCUCUAUUCUUCAGUACGAGAACAACAUCAUGCUUUGCACUGACGUCAGUCAUAAAGUCCUUCGCAGUGAAACCGUGUUAGAUUUCAUGUUCAACUUAUAUCAUCAAACUGAAGAACAUAAAUUUCAAGAACAAGUUUCUAAAGAACUAAUAGGUUUAAUUGUUCUUACCAAAUACAACAAUAAGACCUACAGAGUAGAUGAUAUUGACUGGGACCAGAGCCCAAAGAGUACCUUUAGGAAAGCAGAUGGUUCUGAAGUCAGUUUCUUAGAGUACUACAGGAAGCAAUACAACCAAGAAAUCACCGACUUGAAGCAACCUGUUCUGGUCAGUCAACCAAAGAGAAGGCGAGGCCCUGGCGGCACCAUGCCGGGCCCUGCGAUGCUCAUUCCAGAACUCUGCUAUCUUACAGGUCUAACUGAUAAGAUGCGUAAUGAUUUUAAUGUGAUGAAAGACUUAGCUGUUCAUACAAGACUGACUCCAGAACAAAGGCAGCGUGAAGUGGGAAGACUCAUUGAUUAUAUUCAUAAAGAUGAUAAUGUUCAGAGGGAGCUUCGAGACUGGGGUUUGACCUUUGACUCCAACUUACUGUCCUUCUCAGGAAGAAUUUUGCAAGCAGAAAAGAUUCACCAAGGUGGAAAAACAUUUGAGUACAACCCACAAUUUGCAGAUUGGUCUAAAGAAACAAGAGGCGCACCGUUAAUUAGUGUUAAGCCACUAGACAACUGGCUGUUGAUCUAUGCUCGAAGAAAUUAUGAAGCAGCCAAUUCACUGAUACAGAAUCUAUUUAAAGUUACACCAGCCAUGGGCAUACAAAUGAAAAAGGCAAUAAUGAUUGAAGUGGAUGAUCGAACUGAAGCCUAUUUGAGAGUCUUACAGCAGAAGGUUACAUCAGAUACCCAGAUAGUGGUUUGUCUGUUGUCAAGUAAUCGGAAAGACAAAUAUGAUGCUAUUAAAAAAUACUUGUGUACAGAUUGCCCUACUCCGAGUCAGUGUGUGGUGGCCCGGACUCUUGGCAAGCAGCAGACAGUCAUGGCCAUUGCUACCAAGAUCGCCCUGCAGAUGAAUUGCAAGAUGGGAGGGGAGCUUUGGAGGGUUGAUAUGCCUCUGAAGCUGGCGAUGAUAGUUGGCAUUGACUGUUACCACGAUACCACAGCUGGACGGAGGUCAAUUGCAGGAUUUGUUGCAAGUAUCAAUGAAGGGAUGACCCGCUGGUUCUCUCGCUGUGUAUUUCAAGAUCGAGGACAAGAGCUUGUCGAUGGGCUCAAAGUCUGCUUGCAAGCUGCUCUGAGGGCUUGGAAUAGCUGCAAUGAAUACAUGCCUAGUCGAAUUAUCGUGUAUCGGGAUGGUGUAGGAGAUGGUCAGCUGAAAACACUGGUUAACUAUGAAGUACCACAGUUUUUGGAUUGCCUGAAAUCCGUUGGUAGAGGUUACAACCCAAGACUAACGGUAAUUGUGGUGAAGAAACGAGUGAACGCCAGAUUUUUUGCUCAGUCUGGAGGAAGACUUCAGAACCCACUUCCUGGGACGGUUAUUGACGUAGAAGUUACCAGACCAGAAUGGUAUGAUUUUUUUAUCGUGAGCCAGGCAGUGAGAAGUGGCAGUGUUUCCCCCACGCACUAUAACGUCAUCUACGACAGCAGCGGCCUGAAGCCGGACCACAUACAGAGGCUCACAUACAAACUGUGUCACGUCUACUAUAACUGGCCAGGCGUCAUUCGCGUCCCUGCUCCUUGCCAGUACGCCCACAAGCUGGCUUUCCUCGUGGGCCAGAGCAUUCACAGGGAGCCCAACCUGUCCCUGUCCAACCGCCUCUACUACCUCUGA
Messenger RNA from Odobenus rosmarus divergens (Pacific walrus), 2586 nucleotides. RefSeq names its product piwi-like RNA-mediated gene silencing 1 (gene PIWIL1). Gene Ontology annotation, cellular component: P granule. The coding region runs from base 1 to 2586 and encodes 861 amino acids. Gene Ontology annotation, molecular function: piRNA binding; protein binding. Gene Ontology annotation, biological process: regulatory ncRNA-mediated gene silencing. The transcript has 20 exons. Lineage: Eukaryota; Metazoa; Chordata; Mammalia; Carnivora; Odobenidae. The record is from RefSeq and is a predicted model, not a curated record.